AUGGUUCUCAUAGCUGAUGAGUACAAGUAUGUCCUGUAUGAGCCCUCCCUUGAAGUCGGACUAAAUUCCUCUGAGGAAGAGAAAGAGGCGGAGAAAGCAUGGAAAAAGGCUGAUCAAAUGGCCAGAUGUUACAUGCUUGCUUUUAUGUCUAACGUGCUCCAAAGUAAGCACAAGAAAAUGGAUAGUGCAUAUAAUAUUAUGCGGUCUCUUACAAAAAUAUUUACUGAUAAGAGUAGGCCUGCAAAGCAAGCUACUCUUAGGGAUAUAAUGAACACAAGGAUAGCUGAGGGUGGGUCAGUCCGAGAGCACAUGCUCAAGAUGAUUGCACAUUUCAAUGAAGCAAAAAUCCUAGGGGCUAAUAUUGAUAUAGAGAGUCAGAUUGAUAUGGUUCCUGAGACUCUAUCGGAGUCCUUUAGUCAAUUCAAGUUGAACUAUAAUAUGAGGAAGAUGAAUAUGACUCUUCCCGAGUUGAUGAAGGAACUCCAAGCAGUAGAGGCUAUCAUGAUGCCUAAGUCUAGUAUUCAUCUAGUCCAAUUUACCUCUUCUGAGCUUAAGCCUGAAGGCAAAAAGUUCAUAAAAAAGGGAAACAGCAACAUGAUUUUGGUACCACUAACCAUGUCUGUAACUCUUUACAGGGGUUCAGGAAGACAAGAAGGCUUAGUAAGG
Messenger RNA from Elaeis guineensis (African oil palm), 666 nucleotides. NCBI's taxonomy places the organism in Eukaryota, Viridiplantae, Streptophyta, Magnoliopsida, Arecales, Arecaceae. The record is from RefSeq and is a predicted model, not a curated record.